Messenger RNA from Nanorana parkeri, 1148 nucleotides. It is a transcript of the gene YJU2B, whose product is annotated as coiled-coil domain containing 130. The coding region runs from base 18 to 1148 and encodes 376 amino acids. Gene Ontology annotation, biological process: mRNA splicing, via spliceosome. Gene Ontology annotation, cellular component: U2-type spliceosomal complex; post-mRNA release spliceosomal complex. Lineage: Eukaryota; Metazoa; Chordata; Amphibia; Anura; Dicroglossidae. The record is from RefSeq and is a predicted model, not a curated record. The transcript is spliced from 9 exons.
AGGAGGACUGAGGCGGAAUGGGGGAGAGAAAAGGAACCAACAAGUAUUACCCUCCAGAUUUUGAUCCCGCCAAACAUGGCUCCCUCAAUCGCUAUCGGAACAGUCACCCCCUGCGGGAACGGGCCCGGAAGCUGUCUCAGGGCAUCCUUAUCAUCAGGUUUGAAAUGCCUUAUAACAUCUGGUGUGACGGCUGCAAGAAUCACAUAGGAAUGGGUGUGCGAUACAAUGCAGAGAAGAAGAAAGUGGGCAACUACUACACAACCCCCAUAUACAGGUUUAGGAUGAAGUGUCACUUGUGUGUGAAUUACAUUGAGAUGCAGACGGAUCCGGCUUCUUGUGAUUAUGUCAUUGUGAGCGGAGCGCAGAGGAAGGAGGAGCGAUGGGACAUGAGUGAGAACGAGCAAAUCCUUACAACAGAACAUGAACAGAAGCAGAAACUGGAGACGGACUCUAUGUACCGGCUGGAACACGGCGCUGCCGAUAAAGAGAAGCUGCAGAAGGCCAUACCCACACUGUCCGAACUGCAGGAAGUACAGGGCGCCUGGAAGGAUGACUUUGCCCUCAACAGCCUUCUGCGCAGCAAGUUUAGAGAGGAGAAAAAGCAGAUCCGAGAGGAGGAACAGAAGGAUCAGGCGCUCCUGAAGAAGACGUCCUUAGAUCUGAAGCUCCUUCCAGAGACGGAGGAGGAUAAGAGGAUUGCAUCAUUACUAAAGUACCACAGCCUGGAGUCAUAUGAUGAGCGUCAGCAGAAGAAGCGCUCUGAGAUUUCCAGCCGCCCUUGGUUCUCUCGCGGAAGCGACGGGAAGAUCCAGACAACGAACAACUCCUUAAAGAAUCUCCGGAUCCGACCUAAACCUCCAUCCAGCCCCGUGGCGCCUGCGUUAAAGCUCGUUGUUGUACGGAGGGAAGCGAAGGACGGGAGCGAUAAGGAGAAGAGCCCACCUGGAAGUGGACAGGAGACGGCAGAGGAGACAGAUGGGAAGCGGCGGGAGAGCAGUGAACUGAUACGGCCGGAGAGCAAGAGCGCCGCUCUACAGACUGUCAGUAACACCGACACCUCCCCUGAGGACACCCCCCCCAAACAGCCGGCUGCUUCCUCCUGCCUUGUACCUGAUUACUCUGAUUCCAGCUCUGAGUCCGAGUCAUAA